Messenger RNA from Panicum virgatum (switchgrass), 763 nucleotides. RefSeq lists its product as uncharacterized. NCBI's taxonomy places the organism in Eukaryota, Viridiplantae, Streptophyta, Magnoliopsida, Poales, Poaceae. Bases 189 to 440 code for a protein of 83 amino acids. The transcript has a single exon. The record is from RefSeq and is a predicted model, not a curated record.
UGACCGGCGGGCCGCCGGCGCCCUCGCCAACCGCGCAUCUCCCCAGUCACGGGCCCUGCCGUACGUGCGUGGUACCUACAGUUCCCCGGCGGCGGCGACGGCGCCUCCCCGCGUUCAUCCACGGAUCUUGUGUCAAGCGCGCGCCCUGUGCUUUGGUGCAGGAAUCUGAGAGGGAGCGGGCGGCGGCGAUGGGGAAGCUGGCGAGGCUGGUGGACGGCAUCAAGGAGAAGCUGGCCGGCGGGGGCAAGGCCGGCAAGGCGGUGUGCUACGACAAGGUGGACAAGACGGAGAGCAUGAGGGUGGAGAUCAGGAGCCGCCGCGCGCGCCAGCUCAUCGACAAGAACCUCGCCGUCGCCGACGACAUCGCGGGGUGCCGCCCCCGGGCCGGCGCCGGCGGGGGCAAGAAGAAGAACAAGAAGACGCGGUUCUUCGGCUUCUGAUCGGCACGAUCGCCGCCGGUCGGUCGACGCUCGGUUCCGCUGCCUUCGAUCUUGUCGUAAAUAAUCUUGUCGAUCAUCCGUGUAGGUGUUAGCUAGCUAUAGAUUUCCAGAAGCCAGCAUUCUCUCUGCCGAUUGGCACCCUCUCUCAUGGGAAGAACUAAAAUCCUCGUCCGUUCCUGAUUAAGAGUGAAUUGAAAUGGAUUGUGCAAAUUUCUGCGGGUAUAGAGAGGUGUAGAUCAUGGGUAGAUUUGGGUACAUUUAUGACUGUAGAUAAUAAAUGUAGAUUGGCCGUCUAUUUUGGUGAAGUUGUAGAUGUUUAUGAU